Molecule: messenger RNA, 441 nt
Organism: Ambispora leptoticha
Lineage: Eukaryota; Fungi; Glomeromycota; Glomeromycetes; Archaeosporales; Ambisporaceae
Source: the annotation of a GenBank genome assembly
AUGGCAACACAAUCUCUUCGCAUUGUUCCUAGUUCAUUCCCAGAAGGCGCCCCUUCGAAAAGUGUAAAAUCGACAGCAAAUUCUUUUGGUGUUCAUGAUACCUUUCGUCUUGGUGUGAGGUCUAUUAAUACUGAACUUUUGCCUAGUCAUCCUCUUGAAACAAGACUUGACCAGUGGGAUCAAACUCAAACCAACCUUAAACUUACUAUGGAAAGGCGAAUUUAUGGUAUUCAUGCACCAAUAAGACAUCUGAUGGAAAGAAGCAUUGUGUCGCGGGUUCAACGUUUGCCAGUUUUACCCUCAUCCAAUCUAGCUUUAGAUAUCCUCAUGGGCAAAGAUGAGACGAUUGAAUUCGAAGAUUUCUUGAAUGAUCCAGAAUCAUCAACCGAGCCAAUGGAUGUACACGUUUCCAUGGAACAUAGAUUAGGCAUUAAAUUCUAA